Messenger RNA from Bicyclus anynana (squinting bush brown), 1642 nucleotides. RefSeq names its product MATH and LRR domain-containing protein PFE0570w. The coding region runs from base 145 to 1602 and encodes 485 amino acids. The transcript is spliced from 4 exons. NCBI's taxonomy places the organism in Eukaryota, Metazoa, Arthropoda, Insecta, Lepidoptera, Nymphalidae. The record is from RefSeq and is a predicted model, not a curated record. Gene Ontology annotation, molecular function: zinc ion binding; nucleic acid binding.
CAUUUUGUUUGUUGUGCUUGUGGUUUUGUCAAAAAUUAGAAACACGUGUAAAUUACAAUUUUAAUUUUAAAUAAAAUUCAUAUUGUAUAAGCAGUAUAGUGUCGUGUCAUGUAUUUAGUUCAGUAAAGAUUUCGUUAUUAAAUCAUGACCAGGUUUGCUAGGGCAAAGGGCUCUAAAGCCUCUAACCUAAAAAGUCCUGAAGAUAGUACACCAUGGGAGGUAAUGAAAGAGCAGAUGUUAAAAGCAAAAAAAGAUAAUGAAGAGAACAAAAAUCGAGAAGAGGCAGAACAACAAAGAAUUGAAAAUUACAAUAACUUUCUCAAAGAACAAAAAACUCAAAAACGAAAGGCUACAUGGUGCGACUUUCCAGAAGAUGAAACCAACAAUAAAAUAAAGUUGAGUCCGAACCAAGCUUCUAGUGAAAAUGUUGUGAAGAAAAAGAAAUUCAAUAAGCAAAGUACAGUGUCUAACUCUCAAGUGGUUACAGAAAAUGGUGGAGAUAGUGACAAUAAACAAGAAAUAAUCAAACCUAUUAAAAAUAACAAAAAUAAAAAGAAAAAAGCCAAUAAACUUCAAAACAAUAUUGAAACUUCUCAAGAAAUAAUUAAUCCUCCAGGAGACUAUAAUGAAUCAAAUGAACAAAGUCAGACACAGACACCACAAUCUCAACAAAAGAAUAAAAAGAAGAGGAACAAGAAAAAAAAGCAACCUACAGAAAUAAAACAUGAUGUACAAAUUAAAGUAAAUAACUCUGAGAAAAAUAUAAAUAAACCAGAACAUGAGGACAACCAACAUGUAAAGAAUAAAAAAAAGAAAAAAAAACAACAGGUUUCUGAACCAAAAGUAAACACAAAUGAUAAUGAGACAGUAAAUGAAGCAGAACAACAAGAAAGCAAUGUCAGUCAACCUUCACCUUCAAAGAUAAAAAAGGUAAAGAAAGAUCGUAGGAAACCAGUUGAUGACAAAAGUUUUAAGCUUAUAAUAAAUGCUAAAGAGGUGCACUUAGUUAGAUUUGAUGGAUUCCCUAUUAUGAAAAAAGAUGCUGAAAGACUUGAGGAAUUAAAAAAAAGUAUGAUUCAGAAGGGUAUACCAAAAAGUGAGGUUCAGAGGACAAUGAAAUUAGAGAGACGAAGAGCUGAGAAAGCACUUGCGAGACUAAAGAGGGAAGUUUGCUAUAACUGCAGGAAAGGUGGUCAUAAUUUGUCUGAUUGUCCAGAUUUGAAGGCUAACAUACCUGGUGCAGGCACUGCCGAGGGUGUAUGCUUCAAAUGUGGCUCCACAGAGCAUAGACAGUUUGAGUGCAAAGUGCAGAGGGAUAAGGAGUUUAGAUUUGCUACUUGUUUCAUUUGUAAGGAAGCUGGUCAUAUAGCUAGACAAUGUCCAGAUAAUCCAAAAGGCCUGUAUCCAAAUGGUGGAAGCUGUAAACUUUGCGGAGAUGUUACCCACUUGAGAAAGGACUGUCCAACUGUAAAAGAUGAAAAGGAAGGAACAACUAUUAAAUUACAAACGUUGAAUGACGACAAUAUUGAAGACAUAGGUCAAAAUGUUAAGCAACCAUCUCAGGAACCAGUUUCUAAGAAACCCAAGAAAGUAAAAUUUUAAGUAAUUUAAUGUAAAAUAAAACAUUUCAACAUUAAUAUAA